GUCGGUUUACUCGUUUGCCCUUCUUUUAUCGCCCAUUAUCCAAUCCACCACAUUCGUGUCUUUUCUCUUUUUUGCUUGCUUGCUCGCCAUGGCGAUCCCGACGACGAUGCGCGCGCUCGUGGCACCGCGCAAGUGUGGACCAGAAGGCUACGAGGUGAUGGAGCUGCCGGUGCCGAGCAUCACGCUGCCGACGCAUGUGCUGUUGAAGAUGCAUGCGGCGGCGAUGAACACGGGAGAGCUGCAGUCGUUUGAUGGGCGGUUUGGGUUGAUUUACACUCCCAAAUACCCGGCUCCAAUCGGCCUUGAAGGCUCCGGCGUCGUAAUAGCUGUCGGAGCCGCAGUCAAGAACCUCAAGGUCGGCGACCAAGUCUACGGCGCGUACAUCGAAAAGCCCAUGUUCCGCAAGCCCCCCGCCGGAUUCGCCGCCGAGUACGCCCUUGCGGAGGAGCAAUAUCUGCUGCCCAAGCCGGCGCACCUGUCCUGGGAGGAGGCCGCGUCGAUGACCUCGGUGGUGGUGACGUCGUAUCAGACCUGGCGCCGGGGCAUGCAGCUCAUGGGCGUGCAGAACCUGGAGGGCAAGACGGUGUAUAUCCCCGCCGGGCUGAGCAGCACGGGGUCGAUGGCGGCGCAGGUGGCGAGGAAUGUGCUUGGUGCGAAGAGGGUGAUUACGACGGUGUCGACGCCCAAGAUGGACCUGGUGGAGAGGUAUCUGCCGGGGGUGUACGACCAGGUGAUUGAUUAUAAGACGCAGAGGCCGCGGGACCAGGUUCCGCGAGGUAGUGUGGAUAUCAUGUAUAACACGCAGUGGGAUAGCAUGGACGAGGGCAUUCCGAUGAUUAAUCCCAAGACUGGUGUGCUGGUGUCCAUUGCGAGCGCGCCGCAGAAGGAGGUGAUGAGGAAGAUCUUUGGCCCGGAGCGGUUCCCCUGGUGGAUGGGCGUGCUGCUGGAUCUGGCGGGUCUGUUUUAUAAGUGGAAGCUCCGGGGCACGAACAUCCCGCAUGAGUUUGUGUCUGGCGGCGUCGAGAUCCGGGAGGACCUGGAGGCGGCCGGGGAGAUUGUGGCGCUGGGGAAGGUGAGGUCGGUGAUGAGGGUGGUGGAGCUUGGGGAUCUGGAGGCGGUUAGGAAGGCCUGCGGGGAGGUGUAUUCGGGAAAGGGGGGGAUAGGCAAGUUGGUGGUGAAGAUUGUAUGAUUGAUGAGGGAAUGAGGAACUUGUGGCUUUGAGAUGUAGUUUGUUUCAUAUCGUUUGAUCUAGUUGGGGUCGAGAUACUGCCUAGAUGCAUGAGCGAAAGGCCUAAGGUGUGUUUAAUAUGGG
Messenger RNA from Trichoderma asperellum CBS 433.97, 1312 nucleotides. RefSeq lists its product as uncharacterized. Gene Ontology annotation, molecular function: NADPH binding; oxidoreductase activity, acting on NAD(P)H. The record is from RefSeq and is a predicted model, not a curated record. NCBI's taxonomy places the organism in Eukaryota, Fungi, Ascomycota, Sordariomycetes, Hypocreales, Hypocreaceae.